AACAUAAAUCAUGUUCAACAGCCUACGAAGAGCUGCAUUUGUCACUUGCUCAAGGAGUUUUUCAUCUGGUUCAACGAGAAACAUGCCCAUCAAGGCUGGGGACCCCGUACCGAGCGUAGAGGUGUGUGAGAAUACGCCGGGAGAUAAAGUGAAUGUUGCAGAGCUCUUCAAGGGAAAGACUGGGGUGCUGUUUGCUGUGCCGGGGGCUUUCACACCAGGAUGCUCCAAGGUGAGACGAUAAGGUUGUAUACCCCGU
Molecule: messenger RNA, 256 nt
Organism: Strongylocentrotus purpuratus (purple sea urchin)
Lineage: Eukaryota; Metazoa; Echinodermata; Echinoidea; Camarodonta; Strongylocentrotidae
Product: peroxiredoxin-5, mitochondrial-like
Exons: 2
Coding region: 11-241 (76 amino acids)
Biological process (GO): hydrogen peroxide catabolic process; cell redox homeostasis; cellular response to oxidative stress
Cellular component (GO): peroxisome; mitochondrion; cytoplasm
Molecular function (GO): thioredoxin peroxidase activity
Source: RefSeq, a predicted model, not a curated record